Aethina tumida (small hive beetle) is the source of this 2539-nucleotide messenger RNA. RefSeq names its product M protein, serotype 6. The transcript is spliced from 10 exons. The coding region runs from base 174 to 2417 and encodes 747 amino acids. Lineage: Eukaryota; Metazoa; Arthropoda; Insecta; Coleoptera; Nitidulidae. The record is from RefSeq and is a predicted model, not a curated record.
UUUUAUUCAAAGCCUUUUAAACAAGUUCAAAUUUAGUAUAUUUUUGAGGUAGAUUUUGUUUAUAUCUUAAAACAAGACAUUUUGUUUAUUUUAUUUGCAUUAGUUAAGUGCAAAUUUGAUUUAUACAUAAGUUGGUGUCAAUUGAUGUCAAUCAUUCGACGUUGACAAGAAUAAUGAUCAAUCUAACUUCGUUUCUGGAGGAUUUAUCCGAUAGAACUUGUCGUGGAUUAAGUGAAGCACUCAAAAGGAGACCACAAAAAUACCAGGGGUGCACUAUCGCUGAAUUAGAAAAAAAAUCCGCGAUGGUACGAAUUGGAGAAAACAAAUACAAGAAAAUGGGAAAAUGCAACUCUUUCGAGACCUUGGAACAUAAUGUAAGUGCAGAAGAAAAGAAGAGCGAGGCGCCGGAACAUCGUCCCCCAUUCUUGAGAAGACGCAAACCUCCGACCGUCGAUAAAACUAUCACAGUUAAGGAGGAGAGAACAAACGCGAACAUCCGCAAGGAACGCAAGAGAUUAGAAACAAAGGAGAAGCCCACCGCCGGCGAAGAACUGAAAGUGGCGGGGAUCAAACAGACUCAAAAAAGAGGUGUAGGGGAAGAAAAGAAGAGCGAGGCGACGGAACAUGCUCCCACACUCUCAAGUAGAGACAGAUUUCCGACGGCCGAUAAAACUAUCACACCUAAGGAGGAGAAAACGAAGGCGAACAUCCGCAAGGAACGCAAGAGAUUAGAAACAAAGAAGAAGCCCACCGCUGGCGGAGAACCGAAAGAGGCGGGGAUCAAACAGGCUGAGAAAAGAGUAUUAGAAGAAAAGAACGAGGCGACGGAACAUGCUCCCAUACUCUCGAGUAGAGACAGAUUUCCGACGGCCGAUAAAACUAUCAGAGCUAAGGAGGAGAAAACGAAGGCGAACAUCCGCAAGGAACGCAAGAGAUUAGAAACAAAGAAGAAGCCCACCGCUGGCGGAGAACCGAAAGAGGCGGGGAUCAAACAGGCUGAGAAAAGAGUAUUAGAAGAAAAGAACGAGGCGACGGAACAUGCUCCCAUACUCUCGAGUAGAGACAGAUUUCCGACGACCGAUAAAACUAUCAGAGCUAAGGAGGAGAAAACGAAAGCGAACAUCAGCAAGGAACGGAAGAGAUUAGAAACAAAGAAGAAGCCCACCGCUGGCGGAGAACCGAAAGAGGCGGGGAUCAAACAGGCUGAGAAAAGAGUAGGGGAAGAAAAGAAGAGCGAGGCGACGGAACAUGCUCCCACAUUCUCGAGUAGAGACAGAUUUCCGACGGCCGAUAAAACUAUCAGAGCUAAGGAGGAGAAAACGAAAGCGAACAUCAGCAAGGAACGCAAGAGAUUAGAAACAAAGAAGCCCACCGCCGGCGGAGAACUGAAAGUGGUGGGGAUCAAACAGGUUCAAAAUGGAGGAGUAGGGGAAGAAAAGAAGAGCGAGGCGACAGAACAUGCUCCCACACUCUCGAGUAGAGACAGAUUUCCGACGGCCGAUAAAACUAUCACACCUAAAGAGGAGAAAACGAAGGCGAACAUCCGCAGGGAACGCAAGAGAUUAGAAACAAAGAAGAAGUCCACCGCCGGCGGAGAACUGAAAGUGGCGGGGAUCAAACAAGCUCAAAAUGGAGGAGUAGGGGUAGAAAAGAAGAGCGAGGCGACGGAACAUGCUCCCACACUCUCGAGUAGAGACAGAUUUCCGACGGCCGAUAAAACUAUCAGAGCUAAGGAGGAAAAAACGAAGGCGAACAUCAGCAAGGAACGCAAGAGAUUAGAAACAAAGAAAAAGCCCACCGGCGGCGAAGAACCGAAAGUGGUGGGGAUCAAACAGGAUCAAAAUGGAGGAGGAUUAAUGGAAACGAAGGCGACGGAACAUGCUCCCACACUCUCGAGUAGAGACAGAUUUCCGACAGCCGAUAAAACUAUCAGAGCUAAGGAGGAGAAAACGAGAGCGAAAUUUGACGAGGAACGCAAGAGACUGGAGACAAGAAAGAACCUCACCGCUGUCAGACAGUUGCAGGAGAAGAGGAUGAAACUGCGGGAGAAACAGAACCAAGUGCCGAUCUACAUGAUCACGGAACUGCCCCCGCUGCCGCACCACGUCUGUUACACCGCGGACGACGCGUGUGAUGACGAAAGUCGACACGAGAAUCCCCGUUGGUACUUGGAUUCCAACUUUAAACAACAAGAGCUGGUGCAGGCAGGGACCGGUGAUACGCUCAAGAAUACGUUCUACUGCCGGCGAGCCAUGACGCCGGAUUUGAGGGAGAUCUUCGGAUCGAUCGACGAGAGGAAACUAAAGAGGACGUCGAGCGCCCACUGGCGCAUACCUCCACGUUACACGCUCAUGCCCGCAGUUAAUCGGCUGUCGUACGUCGAAGAUGAGAAGGAUGAUCAAGAUGAUGAAGAUUAAAAUAUAUAUUAUUUAUAUUAUUAUGUACUUUUAAAUUUUACAUUUUAUUGGCUUAAUUUUUAUUUAUAUUAUGUAUAUGUAUUUUUUAUAUGAAGUUAUAAUAAAUUAUUUACUACUGUUUA